AUGUCGUCUUUAAUAAAUGGGAGAACUGUCUUUGGUGGUUUGGCUGCAUUAGCAACUGGGGCAGGUGCUUAUUUUGUAGCCUAUCCUUAUAAUCGUGAAUUAUACAUGGCAAAUAUGCAAAUAAAUGAGAAUGAUGCGUUUACAGUAAAAAAAAUUGAAGAAGCUUACAAAAAACUUCAAGAAUCUGAUAAAUGUAAUUCUCUUUUAAAGAAACAUCUUACAAAAGAUGUUCUUGAUAAAUUAAAAUACCGUAAGACAAAACUUGGUGCAUCUCUUUAUGAUGUUAUUAGAUCGGGAGUUUUUAAUCUUGAUGCUGGAGUAGGUAUUUAUGCACCAGAUGUUGAGUCAUAUAAUACUUUCAAAGAUUUAUUUGACCCAGUGAUUGAAGAGUACCAUGGAUUUGGGCCAAAUGAUACACAACCUCCAGUUGACUUGGGUGAAGGUAAAACUUCUGAUUUCCCACCUCUUGAUCCAAAAGGAAAAUAUAUUAAGUCAACAAGAAUACGUUGUGGUCGUAGUUUGGAAGGAUAUCCAUUUAAUCCUCUUUUAACCGGGGAUGACUAUUUAGUUAUGGAACAAAAAGUUAAGAAUGCAUUAGAAACAUUCAAAGAGGGAGAUUUAAAAGGAAAAUAUUACGGUUUAGUUGGUAUGACACCUGCUGAUCAAAAACAACUUAUUGCUGAUCACUUCUUAUUUAAGGAAGGUGAUAGGCACCUCCAACACGCUAAUUCCUGCCAAUAUUGGCCUUUAGGCCGUGGUAUUUAUCACAAUAAUGAUAAGACUUUCCUUAUCUGGGUUAAUGAAGAAGACCAUAUGAGAAUAAUAUCAAUGCAAAAUGGUUCUGAUGUUGGUGCUGUCUUGGAAAGAUUAAAUCGUGGUAUUAGAAGUAUGGAACAAAAACUUAAGUUUUCUCGUGAUCCACGUUUAGGAUGGUUAACACAUUGUUGUACCAAUCUUGGAAGUUCAGUUCGUGCUUCUGUCCAUAUCAAACUACCAAAAGUUUCUGCACGUAAAGAUUUCAAGGAAAUUUGUGAGAAACUUAAUUUACAAGUUCGUGGUAUUCAUGGAGAACACUCUGAAUCAGAAGGUGGUAUUUAUGAUAUUUCAAAUAAAGCUAGACUUGGUUUGACGGAGUAUGAAGCUGUUAAACAGAUGUAUGAUGGUGUUAAGGAACUUAUUAGAAUGGAAGAACAAGCUAAAUAA
Strongyloides ratti is the source of this 1203-nucleotide messenger RNA. RefSeq names its product Glutamine synthetase/guanido kinase, catalytic domain and ATP:guanido phosphotransferase, N-terminal domain and ATP:guanido phosphotransferase, catalytic domain-containing protein. Gene Ontology annotation, biological process: phosphocreatine biosynthetic process. Lineage: Eukaryota; Metazoa; Nematoda; Chromadorea; Rhabditida; Strongyloididae. The record is from RefSeq and is a predicted model, not a curated record. The transcript is spliced from 2 exons. Gene Ontology annotation, molecular function: creatine kinase activity. The coding region runs from base 1 to 1203 and encodes 400 amino acids.